AUACAUGGAUGAUGGACGUGGAAGGCAAAGUUCAGUAACGUGUCGUGAUCACACGGCGGCCUUGUCAUCUUCUCCCUCCAUGUCCCAUGCUCUUCUCCUCCGGCUCUUUGUCAAUUAUUUCUCUGUCCAUGUCGCCCUUCAGUACCUUGCUCUCUACUCGGACAACAUAGGAAUCACGUACUACAUCACCUCGCGACUGCGCCAGCUCGACACCAAGGAUCUUGCCGAUGUCUGGGGCUUUGUUUGCCAUCUUUUGGUGACCAGGCCAUCCAAGUCUCACGCUCUGGAAUGUUUUGUAGUCGAUAUUGCGCACCGCUCGACCCAUAUUGCCAUGAUAACCCUCUGGUUCAUGCAAGCAAGUCUCCGUGAUCUCUCUGGUAUGCGACACGAUUCCAAAUCUUUCUUAAUAUGCCAACGUAUCCUCCAUCAAUGCCACGAAAUUAUAUUUGGAGAUCUUCCGCCUCCGGUUCCAGCACCCUAUUCGUCCAUUUGCUCUUCUUUCCAGUCUCGCUUUACUAGAAAGAAGAUUAGGCAUCACGUUGGACCAUCCCUUGUGGGACUUGGGGUUGUACUCGCAGGCGCACCAGCUAUGCCGAGGCUGACAGAAAUCAUGGGCCAAGUCGCUAUAGAGCAGGGGAGAGUGGACGAUGGGGACACAAGGUACCGGAGCAUCGACCGACACGGGGACGAGGUGGCUCCUGCGGCCAGUCCAAAUUUGAGUAAAGCUUCCUUGGAGUCAAGCUGUGAUGAUCACGAUGACGCUGACGAUCUCAGCGACGGAUCUCAGCAUACACCGUCUUCGGAACUUAUCUCUAACAAAGACAAGACCUUUAGACAUCGUGCCGUCGGUCCUGCACAGACAGCUCCUUCUUUACCUUUACACCUUAGUGGAAUACGAAAAUCACGCCUGUCCGAGGAUCCUUUGGGACAACUCGACACUGAACAAAUCGUUUCACCCUAUCAGUCAUCCCCUUCCGUCUCCGCGUCACGUCCCCCUCCACGUUCCGUGUCGAUUAGUUAUGCCGAUGGUCUGUUACAAUCCUACGAUGGAUUAUCCCAGACCCAUCUCCUUCGAAGCCAUUAUUGUCGAUCAGAGAUCCAGUUUCUGCUAGUUCUUGAAAGUAUUUCAAAUAGGCUUCUCGAUAUUCCACGGCCGGCCCGAAUAAGUGCCCUAAGAGCAGAGUUGACCGCUUUGAAUCACCAACUUCCAGCUGAGGUAUGCAUGCCUAUGUGGUGCUCUUCGUCAGAUUCUCCCCGUCUCAUGGGUGGAUCGCAACCCCAUCAUCGCAUCGUGCGAAUUCCCCCCGGCGAAAGUGUCGUUCUCAACUCAGCCGAACGCGCCCCCUACGUACUCUUGAUAGAGAUCCUUCACGAUGACCUCGAUUUCGAUCCAAACAAACGGGUCAACAAAGACGUCUUGAAAAAAAUAGUUGUCAAGGAGCACGAAAAAAAGGGCACCUCCAAAGAAUUGAUCCCAUUCCCUCCACUCUCUUCACGUCACAGUCCCAACUCUGACCCUCUCAACGAUACUGACGUCGUGGCUGCUGUAGCUCAUGUGUCCGCCUUUUCUCCCUUUUUUGUCUCUUCGCCUCUAACAGCUUCAUCACCCGUCGAAUCCGACGAAGAGAUGGAUCUCGUCGAGCAGCUCUAUGGAUCCGAUCAAUCUCUUCGUUCUCGGCCUAUUGAUCUUUCUGAUUCUAUAGUGCUACCUCCGACUCCAAAGAAUAGGGAACUCGAUAUGGUUGCGUGGUCACGCUCCUCAUCGGUUCCACCUUCCCCUUCACCACCAGAACACGCCGCACCCAUGAACCGUGCUCUAUCCAUUACCUCUGAUUCUUCCGCACAUUUGUCACCCGUCCCUGAUCACGUCGAUAAUAGUCCCGCCCUAUCUCUUGAUGAAUAUUCUGAACGCAUGCGGACGGCUGCGAUCAUGCUCGCUCAGCUCAACGCCAACCUUGUUCGGGAACCUGUUACGAACGGUGCAUCGUCGGAGUCCCAGUCACAAUGGGGUCCCAUAAGUUGGCUUCCCGGUUCCAGUUGGUUAGCAACGCCAAGAGACUAUGCAACGAGACAUUCCCCAGGGUUGGGUCCCCAAGAUCAGUCAUCGCUGCAUCUCCAACCAACACGAAUGCGGCUGCAACUCUCUGAAGCUUCGGCGAUACGGGAGCGCAUCAUGCAAGAGAUGCUGGCGUUGGAGGCGGAGCGGAUGGAGCGGAUGAGAGAAAACCGAGAGAUGGAUAAUCUUAUACGGAUAGACAAUAUCAGUGGAAGGAAAACUGCUGAAGACGAGGGUAUUAUCAGAAGAGAGAUAAACAAGUCAGACCCUUCCGCGGUAGUUUUAGGUGAAUCCUGGGCAGCCAAAAAGAGUCGCAUAAGGCAUGGAUCACCAUAUGGACAUCUCGCGAACUGGGAUUGCGUCUCGGUUAUUGUCAAGACAGGCGGUGAUCUUCGGCAGGAACAGCUAGCAACCCAUCUCAUUCGUGAGUUUCAACGAAUAUGGGAGGAAGAAAAUUGUCAAUGCUGGGCGAGAUAUUUCCACAUUCUCAUAACUGGAGGCUCUUCUGGACUGGUAGAAACGAUAACAGACGCACCUUCCAUUCAUUCAAUCAAAAAAGCUGAAUAUGCUCGUCGGCUCGCUCAAGGUCGAUUGGGCCACGUUACUUUGUUUGAUCAUUUCAAAAGCACGUAUGGUGAUCCAUCAUCAGCGAAAUUCAUUCGUGCUCAGAGGAAUUUCGCGAAAUCUCUUGCAGGAUAUUCUGUCAUCACCUAUCUUCUGCAGAUAAAGGAUCGGCACAAUGGUAACAUCCUUCUAGACAGGGACGGUCACCUCAUACAUAUAGACUUUGGAUUUAUACUGAGCAAUACGCCUGGAAACAUCGGCUUUGAGGCUGCCCCGUUUAAAUUUCCUCUAGAGUAUAUAGAAGUUUUGGGUGGUGCUACAGGCCCGUCUUUCUUAGAGUUCAGGCGGUUGUUUAAAGAUGGGUUUGAAGCUGCCAGGAAGCACUGCGAUAGAAUCAUUACCCUCGUUGAGCUAAUGCAAAAGGACUCCGCCCUGCCAUGUUUCGCUGCUUCCGGGGAACAAACCGCCAAUCAGCUACGUGAACGCUUUCAGCCCUCCUUGACACAUUCGCUGAUUGGAGAACAUGUGGAUCGUCUUAUCGACAGUUCUUUGGGGUCACACUGGACGCGAUUAUACGACUCGUUCCAAUACUACUCCCAGUCUAUCCUAUGACAAAGUUGGUUCUCUUUUCUUUGGGUCUUUGGAGUUACCGCACAUUGCAUAUCCACCGUAUCAUUAUCAUCUUGCAUUUCGUAUAUUACACUUGCGUUAGCAUUCUUUGAAGUAAGUCCAGGCAGGGUAGCUGGAAAGGAAAAAACAAGCAAAUAAUGCUGGCAAAGGUAUUGCCUUGGCUAUCAUGUAGAUACAUCCUUUGAAUCCUAGUUAAACAGUCUAUCGUACCGGUUGAGGCACGAGUAUCC
Guyanagaster necrorhizus is the source of this 3480-nucleotide messenger RNA. RefSeq names its product kinase-like protein. Gene Ontology annotation, biological process: phosphatidylinositol phosphate biosynthetic process; phosphatidylinositol-mediated signaling. The record is from RefSeq and is a predicted model, not a curated record. Gene Ontology annotation, molecular function: 1-phosphatidylinositol 4-kinase activity. Bases 80 to 3232 code for a protein of 1050 amino acids. Gene Ontology annotation, cellular component: membrane; cytoplasm. The transcript has 12 exons. NCBI's taxonomy places the organism in Eukaryota, Fungi, Basidiomycota, Agaricomycetes, Agaricales, Physalacriaceae.